Molecule: messenger RNA, 1953 nt
Organism: Huiozyma naganishii CBS 8797
Lineage: Eukaryota; Fungi; Ascomycota; Saccharomycetes; Saccharomycetales; Saccharomycetaceae
Gene: RRN3
Product: rDNA-binding RNA polymerase I transcriptional factor
Exons: 2
Coding region: 1-1953 (650 amino acids)
Biological process (GO): transcription initiation at RNA polymerase I promoter
Cellular component (GO): nucleus
Molecular function (GO): RNA polymerase I core binding; RNA polymerase I general transcription initiation factor activity
Source: RefSeq, a predicted model, not a curated record
AUGAUGGCAUUUGAGAACACCGCUAAGCGGCCAUCAACGAAGGAUACGAUAAAUCCUAUAGAGGCCAAAAAACGGAAAGUGGAGUUCGCAAACGACGUUACUCUAUACCCAUUAGUAAAUAACGCAGAAGAACGCCACAAUGGCAAUGAACCUGAUAAUGAUGUUGCUGCUUUUUCAUCUGUGCUAUAUAGUCGAUAUGUCCAUUCUGCACUAGCUGCUCUUGUUAAGAAGGACACGAAUCCAAUCAAUGUAAUUGCUAACCAAUUGGCACUCCCAGCAAAGAGUUCUGAUGGUAUCAAACCUGAAAACCUCAACAUCCUGUUGGAUGCUCUAUCCAGCAAUAUCAACAGCAUAGACUCCUCAAAGGGCGCUGCGCUGAUACAGGCGUUGAUAAAUUUCGAUAGCUGGUGGAACCUACCCAACCUAAGCUUGAACAAGUAUAUUAGUUUCAUCAGAAUUCUUUGCUCUAGUAUACCCAAAUGGUGGCAAGAUGUAUCACAUAACUUAAUUUCGAAUUUCGGUGAGCUUCCAUUGGAAGAGACGAAAUUCAAGCACCAUGAGCUGUUGAACUACUUCAUCAAAGUUAUCCCGAGCUCCAUGGGGUUUAUUGACUCUUAUCUGGUCAGGUUUUUCCCCAACAAAAAUGCUGGGCGUAAAAAUCUAAUCAACUACACAUCCAACGUCUUAUACCUAACUAGUUAUUGUAGGGAGCUGCGGUUUCAAGUAUGGUCGUUGAUUGUCGAGAAGGCAAUUUCAAUUGAUGUCGAGCUACAGAAUGAGUUAGAUGAGAUGGAUGAUGACAUCGAUGACAGCGAUCUAAGUGAAGAUGACGACGACGACGACGACGACGAGGAUGAUGAGGAUGAUGAUGAUGAUGAUGCUAUGAGCGACGUUGAAGGCGCUGGUAAAUCAAGUAUUGAGAAGGGGAUGGGCAGUAAAACGACUGCUGAAGAAAACGAGGGCGACCUCUUUGACCCGAUAGAGAUGGAGGACGAUGAGCAGUACAAUGUUGAAGUUACGCAGAGUAUCAAGGAGUUAUCUAGCAAGCUGGAUGAUAUUCUGGCGUUGGUAAGUAACUAUAUCACUAGAGAGGUAACGCCUGAGACUCUUGAACUAGGUGAAGGUAUCGAUGUGUUUAAUACCUUGACCACCCUGUUCAAAACACACGUUUUACCAACGUAUUACACGAGGUCUGUCCAAUAUAUCAUGUUCCAUGUCUCCCAGCAGCAGUUGGAGUUGAUGGAUUCGUUUUUGGUUACGUUAAUUGAUAUCUCUUUCUCUCCCAAUGAGACCGUGGAAAAGAAGAUCAAGUCUCUGCAGUAUCUAGGGUCGUAUAUUGCCCGUGCCAAAAAACUAUCCAGAACACAGAUUAUUUUUGUGGCCAGUUACCUUACAUCGUGGCUGAACAGAUACGCUAUUGAACGAGAGGAGGAAGUGAACCAGCCAGGUGGUAUGGAGAGGUUUAAACAUUUCUACGCGGCAUUUCAGGCGCUCUGCUACGUUUUCUGUUUCCGCAGAGACAUGUUCAGAGACCUUGACGGGAACUGGGAAUGCGAACUGGACAAAUUUUUCCAAAGAAUGAUCAUCUCAAAGUUCAAUCCACUGAAAUACUGUAACGAAAACGUAAUGCUCAUGUUUGCGAGAAUCACGCAACAUGAAGACAUCGCGUACUGUUUCAGCAUCAUCGAAAAUAACAACCACGAAAGGUUAAGGGGCAUUGUGGGCAAAGCUGAUUUGAGCAAGACAGGCACCGCCGAGAUCAGCAGCUCUAACGGCUCCGCAUCCACGCCAACCUGGUCGCUGGCGACGAGACAACAGUUCAUCGACCUACAGAGCUACUUCCCCUACGACCCUCUAUUUUUGAAAAACUACAAAGGUAUAAUGAGAGACUAUUUCAUAGAGUGGAGUGAGGUAAGUGGAGAUUUAGAAAGUGACCAUGAUUCUGACGAUUAA